Messenger RNA from Pelobates fuscus (common spadefoot toad), 1500 nucleotides. Its product is annotated as olfactory receptor 2D2-like. Gene Ontology annotation, cellular component: membrane. The transcript is spliced from 5 exons. Gene Ontology annotation, biological process: G protein-coupled receptor signaling pathway. Gene Ontology annotation, molecular function: G protein-coupled receptor activity; olfactory receptor activity. Bases 1 to 1500 code for a protein of 499 amino acids. The record is from RefSeq and is a predicted model, not a curated record. NCBI's taxonomy places the organism in Eukaryota, Metazoa, Chordata, Amphibia, Anura, Pelobatidae.
AUGCAGGAUCACUUCUGUGUCUUCUUGGGCAGUAGUGUGCAAGGUACCAUCACCCUCAGCCAUCUGGGGCUCACCCAGAAAUGUCUUGCAUACAAAUGCGGAGCCAUAUGUGGAUUCCGAGCACAAAGUCGUUGUCGUCAGAUCCCGAUACCUCUGCUUGCCUUUUGUCCAGAAUGGACAGAUAAUGGGGUGCAGCAUGGCGUCCUUAGAAGAGAUCCUGAAGGGAGUGCGGUCGAUCGUGGAGGAGAAGGGCAUGGAGUGGCUGCAAGAGCAGCUGGAAGCCCCGAGCACGUCGCCAAGGAGGUCAUCCACGAGAUCAUAGCGGGAACAGGCGGACAGGAGUCGGAGUUCCAUGGAUGCUCUGGUGCCAGCCGAGGCAGACAGAAGGACAGCUCCCCCACGGCCUUCGGCGGCCGGGGGCUUCAGCGGUUGGACGGUGUGGAUAUUUGGCCAUUCGUAUAUCUAUUGGGCACAGAAGAGGGCUGCAGUUCGAAGGAACGGAACACAGCUGGGCUUUCCUGUGGACUGAGUGGCGUUAUCCUGAGCAAGAUGGCCUCACAUAAAUUGUUUAAGGAAAUUGGGAACGCCAGCAUUGUGACCGAAUUCAUCUUGCUUGGACUCUCUACAGACCCCAAUGCACAAGUCUUAUUAUUCAUAGUCUUUCUGAUUAUCUACAUGGCCACACUGGCCGGUAACAUUCUUCUCAUUACAGCCGUGAAAACUGACAAACGUCUACACAGCUCAAUGUAUUUAUUUCUCGCUAAUCUCGCUUUUAUGGAUAUUUGUUAUACCUCAAUCAUCAUUCCCAGAAUGCUUAGGGAUUUUCUCACCAUGAAUAAACUUAUUUCACUCAAGGUUUGCACAGUGCAAAUUUUUUUCUAUCUUUUUCUGGCAGAAAGUGAAUGUGUCCUUUUGGCUUUUAUGGCAUACGAUCGUUAUGUUGCGAUCUGUAACCCCCUACGCUAUAACAUAGUUAUGAACAUUCCGUUCUGUACUCGGAUGAUAGCUGCUGCAUGGAUGACUGGUUAUGUUAUAUCUUUUGUUGAUGCUUUAUUUCUCUACUGGUUGAAAUACUGUGAUCCUAAAGUCAUAGAUCACUUUUUCUGUGAGAGUGCAUCCUUAAUAGAGCUAGUCUGUCAUGAUUACCCUGUGCUUACUAUUGUAAUAUAUGUUGGCGACGCUAUUCUUCUUCUGACUCCAGUAGUACUUGUUUUGUUUUCUUACAUUCGUAUUAUUGCUUCUAUUGUGAGAAUACGUUCAGGAGGCUCAAAAUCAUUCUCCACGUGUUUCUCACAUUUGAUUGUCGUGGUCCUUUUUUAUGGAACUGCAAUGUUCACAUACAUGCGACCGAGGCAUGCGGUAACACAUGCAACAGGUAAACUGGUUUCAGUAUUUUAUACCAUAGUCACCCCCAUGUUAAACCCUCUGAUUUAUAGCCUGAGGAAUAAAGAUGUACAAAGAGCUGUAAAAAAAAUUGCAAGAUGUAUUUCUUUUACAUAA